AUGAGUACAAACCUUCCAGAGACCGAGCCUGUGGAGCAACUAUUCCUAGAUCUCCCCAUUCAAGACGUCCUUAACAAUGAUGCCGGGAUGCAGAUCAAAGAGCCCUGGUCUAGCCUAUAUGUGAAAGCCAUACGCGAUGGAAGAUUCGGCGACGCUGUAUGGGCACGUUAUCACAUCAGUGGGGAUGUGAUGAAUGGAAUCGUCAGCGAUUCAGGUGGCAAAACCGUGCUUGAGAUCAUCAGGGAAGAUGCAGUGGAGUACAGGGUGAAUGAAAAGAAGGAAUUUGCCAAGGCGAUUUCUUUCUACACGAAAACAAGCAGAGAAGAUGGACAUGCCGACGUAAUUGAGGUUAUAAUGAAUAUUGCAGAGAGCAACAUCGCCGACCUUCAAGCAGAGCUUGAGCGGCGGGGAUAA
Penicillium hordei is the source of this 414-nucleotide messenger RNA. RefSeq lists its product as uncharacterized. NCBI's taxonomy places the organism in Eukaryota, Fungi, Ascomycota, Eurotiomycetes, Eurotiales, Aspergillaceae. The transcript has a single exon. The record is from RefSeq and is a predicted model, not a curated record. The coding region runs from base 1 to 414 and encodes 137 amino acids.